AUGGCUGCGAACGCAAAGGUCUCAUUGAAGGAGCAGAAAGCUACUCAGAAAACUCAACCUUCAUCUGGUCUCCCGGCUCGUGGGAUAGGUACUGCUCAAAAUAGCUCGGCAACGCGUCAGGUCCCAAGGCCGCAACAUGAUGUCUACGGUACUGACGUAGAGAGCCUCGACACCUCGGUGGAGGCUUCCUUGGUCAAGGAAGAGAAAAACCAGGCUGAUGGCCCUAAACCUGAGCAGCAAAACCUGGCUGCCGACCUUGAGGAAGCUUCAGGUAUUGAUGAAGAUGGCUAUGAGGGGCAAGAGGCAGACGAAGAAGAGCCAAAUCAAUUCGGUGCGAAAGAGAUUGAGAUUUUACAAAGGGAAAAUUUGAUGAAUUACACGUACGCAGAGCAAGUGAAGUUUCUCCAAUCUGUGGGCAUUCGGCAAGGCUUCCGAACCCUGGAAGGAGACUCGUAUCCUUCCACUACGGACGGACAGCCUACCCAGUGGGAAGAUCAAGUGGUUUCAUCCGAAGACUACGCUCAUGAAGAGCCUGUCGUGCCGGCUCAUACAAGCGUAAAAACCCAAGUCAUGCGUCCCAUUGCUCAACAUCCUCGGCACUACGGACAGCUCUCAAACACCGUCGGAGUCACACAAAAGUCGCCAGGUAUCUUUCAACAGGGAUCCCACCUGCGUGCUCAGCAACGCACUGCUCCACAGAGCAGCCAACGUGUUGUAUCCAAUGUACAACAAAAUGUCGGUCCUUUAUUCUCUAACCAGCCGCCUACCUACACCCAAGCGAAUGUCGGGCCAUCAUCCGCUAUCCCUAUACAUCUCAACAGCAGACCGGCUGCAUACGGUCAGGCCACCCAGAUCUUUCAACCAAUGCAGCGAGCCAUUUCCAACCCUCCCCGUAUGCAGCUCCCUAGAGUGAAGCCGAUGGAGCUGGAUGCACCUGCUAAUGGCAGAGCAGGGCCAGGGAGUCUCCGUCGGCCCUACGAAGACGAUCUGGUAGGCGAACCCUCUAUUCGACCCAAUGAUGAUUACGGUCACAAGGCGCUCCUUAGUAUGAGCUACGAGGAUUUGAAGAAAGAAAGUUUCGACCUGGAUCCACGUGCUGAGGCUGCGGUGCUCAGCGAUGACGUUCUGCAGAAACCAUUGACGGAGCGUUUGGAGUAUGUGCAUAAAAACCUGGACGCAGAGAAACAAGCCAAGUUCUUCUCCUCGCUACCAACGACUGAAUGGGAGGAUGCAGGCGAUUGGUUCCUAGACCAAUUCCAGAGCAUUAUCCAGAGAAUGAAGGAAGCAAGACAGACGAAACGAAAAUUAGCACAAGGAUUUGAGGAGGAGGUUGAAAACCGCUACUCGCAUGUCUCGAAGAAGCAGCAGCAAGUGGAAGCUGCAAUGGAUAAGAUGAAGCAACAAGGCGAAAGUCUUGUACCCAAGAGUCCCCUGAGCUCCAAGAGCCCGCGCCCUAAGAAACGUUGA
Molecule: messenger RNA, 1467 nt
Organism: Plenodomus lingam JN3
Lineage: Eukaryota; Fungi; Ascomycota; Dothideomycetes; Pleosporales; Leptosphaeriaceae
Biological process (GO): nucleolar large rRNA transcription by RNA polymerase I
Cellular component (GO): RNA polymerase I core factor complex
Molecular function (GO): TBP-class protein binding; RNA polymerase I core promoter sequence-specific DNA binding
Source: RefSeq, a predicted model, not a curated record